AUGAGAUCAAAAUGCAUUUUCAAGCCAAUUGUUCGUCCAGCAACAGCCCAGUCGCUGCGUCAAAUCCACGCUCGACCAUUCGACCGGCCAGACGAAAACGAACUGUUCCUCAAACCACCACGGAAAACAAAUCAUCUGCGGUCUCACAGCAAGCAAACGCUGGUUCUGUGCAAGUUACUCGUCCAAUUCUGGAAACAGCCUGCAAACGGAGACGAAGAGGCUUUAGAGGGGCAUCUAAUGCUCGUACCCUCCAAACGAACGCGGUUGCUACAAACUCACGAGCCAGCUGUCCAGCUCGUCUCUUUUCUUGUGAGACUGAAGCAAGGAGAUCUGGCCACGCGUGUCUUUUCCACGUAUAUACACAGUGGCCUUCGCUUUUCGCUGGAUGCCCUUCGCCAUUUGUGCCUCGUCGCGUCUUGCCUCAAACAACCAACACCCCUCGGCAACCUUGUGGACGAAGUAGUGCAUGCAGCCCCACGAUCGAAAAGUGGGGUGGGAGUCGUCAACGAUCUCAUCGUUCAGCUUCACUUUCACCGGCGUUGGGAUGCUGUUUUACGCCUGGGCUCGUUGGCGUUCGAGAAAAACGGACUGACCCUGGGCGCCGUACAGUAUCGAAAAACCCUUCAGUCACUAUUCCAUAUUCACCAAGCCGGUCGCAAGGCGUUUCCCGCCGAAAGUGCUGUGCGCAUCGAAGGUCUAUUGGAGACGCUUUCCCUGUGGAUCAAUGCCCGAGAAAAAGCAAAAGAGGCACUCAAUCAAUACGACCUAUCCGUCCUCAUCCAAGGACUCGCUUCCUUGUUGUACAAGAUUCACAAGCGCGAGGUUUCUAUUCCGACCCAGUACCGGUCCCUUGUCAUCAAUAUGAUCAACAUACUCUCACGUGGAAUGAACCAUCCUCUAUCACGGAUGUCCAUGGUCGAGGCCGUUCUCAAUAGCCAAGACGCGGCUCGAAUCCGCAUGAAUGGGCACAAGGACCCACCUACUCCGCUUGACUCGUUCAAGCCGCUCAUUCAUUGGGCGGCUCACCGAAGAUUUGAGCUAAUAGAGCACGAGGACGAUGCGAUGUUGGUAAAGGCGAACAAGAUGGCGACUCGUAGCCGAAUCGCCAAAAUCCUCGCUCGCGGUAGCGUCAAUACCCGGGAAGACUAUGGGUUUUUCGAUCAUCUUCAAGCAACCGUAGACAUUCAGAACCACCUCUCAACCGCUGUGACCGGCCUUGGCGGAGUUUCCGCCAAUGACGUUUUCGCUCUGCGUUUACUCGCGAUAGAGUCUCAAAAGCGGUUCACCAGUACCUUGAUCAGGCUCUGCUCGAGGUUUUUGCAAUCCCAGAGUUUGCCAGAACUAUUCCUCUUGCUCCCGUACACCCGACAUCUCCACGACUUGCGGACAUUCUCGCGCCUGUGGAGACGGGCACUGUUCAUGGUUGUACAAAAGGGUUGCUGGGAUGGAGACCUCGGGCUGAAGAGGCUGCUAUCAAUCCUGGUCGAAUCGAGACCACCUCGAUGGGAUGAAGCCACGAUCGGGGAGCAGCUUUUCGCCUCUUCUUCGUUGGCAGAGAAUUCAUUACGUGUCGCUAUUGUGAGCAUCUCCCUGGUGGCUCAUUCCACACUCUCUAUGGAGAAGGUAAACGAGUGGAUGCUGGAUCGCCCUCUGCCAUUUCGGGAAUGGAGCCAUCUCAUCGACCCAUUCAUUCGAUCACUAUCGUUACCAUGGUAUGAAGGGCUGAAAAUGAAAGAGGAUUCGCAAAUCGUUGCGGACGCCGCAAAAUCAUCUCAUAAACUCCUCGGCAGAAUGCGAAAUGUAGCAUAG
This is a messenger RNA of Serendipita indica DSM 11827, 1809 nucleotides long. The record is from the annotation of a GenBank genome assembly. NCBI's taxonomy places the organism in Eukaryota, Fungi, Basidiomycota, Agaricomycetes, Sebacinales, Serendipitaceae.